Molecule: messenger RNA, 1628 nt
Organism: Malus domestica (apple)
Lineage: Eukaryota; Viridiplantae; Streptophyta; Magnoliopsida; Rosales; Rosaceae
Product: cysteine-rich receptor-like protein kinase 43
Biological process (GO): protein phosphorylation
Cellular component (GO): plasma membrane
Molecular function (GO): protein serine/threonine kinase activity; ATP binding
Source: RefSeq, a predicted model, not a curated record
UUGGUUCGUUUCUUAAAGUCAUAAAAAUCAUUAUCCAACACCACCAAAUCCCACGGUUUGCAAUUUUCCGCUGGAAACGAAAUUCGCCACGCCCCACCUGAAAAUCUCUCUCUGCUCUCCUCCUUCUUCUGUGUUCAUUUAGGGGCUUGGGCUGUUCUAAAUGUCACAGAAAACCAUGACCAAGUCCAAGAAUUUCCUCAACAAUCUCUUCAAAACUUUUGGGUUCGCCCCCAGCAAAGACGGACAGAACGAAGAGGACUUGGAGAAGAUUGCUCAGCAGGAACAGAAGCAUUUCCCAUUCGAAACUUUGGCUGCCGCUACGAAAAAUUUCCACCCCAGUCAUAAGCUCGGCGAAGGCGGUUUCGGACCCGUUUUUAAGGGAAAGUUGGAGGAUGGAAGAGAAAUUGCGGUGAAGAAGUUGUCACAAAGUUCAAAUCAAGGAAAGAAAGAGUUCAUGAACGAGGCCAAGUUGCUAGCUCGUGUGCAGCACCGUAAUGUUGUGAAUUUGUUGGGCUAUUGUGCACACGGGGUAGAGAAACUACUCGUUUACGAGUAUGUCUUAAACGAGAGCCUCGACAAAUUUCUCUUCAAAUCAAAUAGAAGGGAGGAGCUUGACUGGAAGCGGAGGUUUGAUAUAAUAUGCGGUGUUGCAAAGGGCUUGCUUUACCUUCAUGAACAUUCGCAUAAGUGCAUUAUACACCGCGACAUCAAGGCCAGCAAUAUUCUACUAGAUGAUAAAUGGGUCCCCAAGAUUGCUGAUUUCGGCAUGGCUCGCCUAUUUCCCGAGGAUCAGACGCACGUCAAUACCCGCGUUGCUGGUACCAACGGUUAUAUGGCUCCCGAGUAUGUUAUGCACGGGCAUUUAUCAGUGAAGGCGGACGUGUUUAGCUUCGGUGUUUUGGUUUUGGAGCUGAUCAGCGGCCAAAGGAAUUCAUCAUUCAACGCAAAUGCUGAUGCGCAGAAUCUGCUUGAUUGGGCGUACAAGCUUUACAAGAAGGAGAGAAGCAUGGAGAUUAUGGACCCGACGUUAGCUUCAUCAGCGGUCUCCGAGCAAGUAGCGAUGUGCAUUCAGAUGGGGCUGCUGUGCAUACAAGGUGAUCCCACAUUCCGCCUCACAAUGGAUCGUGUGAUUGUGAUCCUAUCCAAGAAACCGAGCCAUCUGGAAGAGCCAAUGAGACCCGGAGUGCCUGGAUCAAGAUACAGAAGAUCUCGCCGACCAGCAGGGGGAGGGGUUUCUUCCACUACUGCCGGAACUUCUGGUGGAUCAAAUUCCCGUUAUUCAGAUUCGAGCUUUACUGCAACCGGAACCACUUCAGCAGCAGCCCCGGAUAAAGAUGUCCGUGGGAAACGCCCGGUGGAAAGUUAGGUACAUACUCUUUGUAAGAGGUUUUGAUUCUUCUUUUUUGGUAUGAUAGAAAUGUAAAAUUUGUCGAAUAUCAUGUAAAUAGUUUGAGAGGGAAGUGAAAUAGGUAACUGAUGCUACAAAUCGUUGCAAUUUUGUUUGAACUCUAAUUCUUUCAUAUGAACCAUUCAAAAGAAGGGCUUAUCAUCCAUUUGUUGCAUUAGCUAGAGUGGGCGUAUAAUGUAUUAUCUUGUAUAUAUCUGAGUUCAAAUUUUCCUCUACAAAA